Molecule: messenger RNA, 1913 nt
Organism: Pungitius pungitius (ninespine stickleback)
Lineage: Eukaryota; Metazoa; Chordata; Actinopteri; Perciformes; Gasterosteidae
Gene: pde6d
Product: phosphodiesterase 6D, cGMP-specific, rod, delta
Exons: 5
Coding region: 227-571 (114 amino acids)
Biological process (GO): sensory perception of light stimulus
Cellular component (GO): cytoplasm
Source: RefSeq, a predicted model, not a curated record
AGCUGUCUGUUAGUUAACGGGCUAUAUUUAGCUGAUAGCCUUAUCGGAUCAGAUGUAACUUGCAGUCCAACAAUAUAGAGUUAAGUACACAUAGUUUAUGCUGGUCUCAUGCAAACAUUAGCUGGGAGACUAGUUAGUCAACCAGGGAAGCUCACUUGAACCCCAUCUUUGUUAUUUCAACACAUCCUGGAUUUUCUGUAAGUAACGAAAACACAGGAUUCAAGAAAUGUCUUCAGAUGAAGACAGGGCCAAGGAGAUUUUGAAGGGCUUCAAACUAAACUGGAUGAACCUCCGAGAUGCUGAGACGGGCAAAGUGCUGUGGCAGGGAACCGAGGACCUCUCUGUUCCAGGAGUAGAGCAUGAAGCUCGUGUCCCAAAGAAGAUCCUGAAGUGUAAAGCAGUGUCCAGAGAAUUAAACUUUUCUUCUUCAGAAAAACUGGAAAAGUUCAGACUGGAGCAGAAAGUGUUCUUCAAAGGACAGUGUCUGGAAGGUAAUCUGGACUUUUUAAAGAAUGGUUCUUUGAGUUUGGGUUUGUUAUCCCCAACUCCACCAACACAUGGCAGUCUCUGAUAGAAGCAGCUCCAGAGUCCCAGAUGAUGCCAGCCAAUGUUUUAACCGGUAAUGUGAUCAUAGAGACCAAGUUCUACGAUGACGAUCUCCACGUCAGCACCUCCAGGGUACGACUUUUCUACGUCUGACCUCUGACCCUCUGACUCUACCCUCCAAAAUGCUGAUGUCCUGCCAAGUUCCCGAGGUUAGCUACAGCAGUAAACGGCUCAUUGCUUACUUGGGACCAGCGCGUCUGGAUGAAAGCCAGCUGUGGUCCACAAGCAGUGAAGUAAGCUUUGUGUUUGGUUGUUCUCUUGUUUUGUGCUGACCCGAAAACGUCCUCUAGAACUUUGGAGAAGAGGUGAGAAGAGGAGGGAGCCCUCUGCUGUGCCCUCUGUUCGGACAUCCUCUCUUUCUGUUUAUCCCCUUUCAGACAUUUCCACUGUACAUACAUUGUUCACCUAUCACUCUCUGGUUUGGGCUUCUAUAGAACUGUGCUCUCUCAUUCCAAGGUUGCAUCUACUCAGGAACAGCGCAUCAGACGUGUAACCUUUCUGUUUGGGAACAACUCUGUGUGUUGUCACCGUUGAAGGACCAAGUUUAGUGCCUCUCCUGAGGUACUUUCCUUGUCAUUAAACCGUUAGCUGUGUCCCACUACAGAGGUCUUUCGUCUCAUAGGAAGAACACAACAGGUUUUUUGUUUGUCAUCUUCAAUAUCACAAAACCCUUUGCACCAGUGACGUUUAGUAUACUUGUCAAUUCCAAAUAUUUGUGUAUAUCAUCAGUAAAUUGAACUCUACAUUGGCAGAGAUCAACUCUAAAAUGUCCACUUCUACGAGCUGACAAGGGCUGCCUGAAUGCAUCGUGAACCGUGGUCUCUGUGAGGUCAAGUAUUGUGACUGAUGGAGGGUUGGUCCUCUGGAGGACACAGCUCUGUAGGCAGCCUCUGAAAUGGGACACGGCCUCUACCAAGUAACCCUUUCCUGUUCCAGACAACAUGAGCCGCUUUAGAGCGAGCUUCUCCGUGCGCUCUGAUGGGUGAACCACCCUGUUGCUGUUUGCUUGUAUUGUUUGGAAUGAUAUCAUGACUCAUGGUUGGAAAGUACUAUGUUUGGGGGUAUUGAUUAGCAUUAAUGGGGUUUAAAUACAUCCACCUAUACUCAAUAAGGUGUAAACGGAGCCCUGCAGUUUUUUCUCAGUAGUUUAAGAUGUUUCCAGCAGCUAAACUCAGUUCUUCCUUGUACAUUCUGGCUUCCCAUCCAACUCACUGUUUGUAUUUUCUUAGCUGCUGACUGAGCAGUGUACAAUAGACUUGUGUUAUGAUAUAAGUUGUGGAUUAAAGUCAUCCAAUGUUGGUAUAACA